UUCCUCUGCCAUGUGCAUGGGGGAAAGUAUCCGUGAAACUGUUUUUAUAAAAACCUGAAUGAGGAAUAAACCCGUUGCUUGUUCCCUGCUCAGCGCUAAAGAGAGAAGUGGAGGCCGGUGCAGGACGAGGAAUGAGUCAGGCCAGUUGUCACAAGUAAAACACCGGUAACCAGCUGGAAAAGUGACGAGUUAAUCUGGUUUGAUAGCUCGCUAAAGGUUCGUUUUCGCCAUGGCUCUGUACCUGAAAGCCGCAGAGAUCCUGGAGAAAGCCGAGAGGAAGCAGGGCGCUUUGAAAACUCUGGUUUACGACAGUAAAUUUGCGAACAUCAAGCAGCUGUUCGCUCUGGUUUGUGAGACUCAGAAGUUUUCCUCCAUCCUGCAGGAGCUUAUCGAGUCCACCAAGCUGCUCAAACAGACCAAGCUGAAGAUGCACCUGGCCAAGGUGCUGGUGUACGACCUGGUGAUGGGCCAGGGGCUGAAGUGUGGCGGGUCCUGGAAGACCACGAUGAUGAAGCAUCGCGCCCGGCUGCAGGCGGAGCUGGCCCGCAUGAAGAUAAAGCGGAAGGUUAGCAGGAAUGAGGACCUGCUCCCGGCCAGCGUUCAGCAGCUCGCCGGGAACCAGCUACCCAGGUAUGUGCGUGUGAACACCCUGAAGACCACCGUGGAGGAUGCUGUGGACUACUGGAAGAGGGAUGGCUUCUCCUACCAGGGACAAGCUACCAGGCUGGACGACUUAACCCUGAAGAAGAAAGACUUUGUGAGGGACCUUCACCUCCCGGAGCUGCUGGUCUUCUCUCCUAAAACUGACUUUCAUGACCACUUCCUGUACAAGGCUGGCCACAUCAUUCUGCAGGACAAAGCCAGCUGCCUCCCUGCCUAUCUCCUCAACCCCCCACCUGGCAGCCAUGUCAUAGAUGCCUGCGCUGCCCCCGGCAACAAAACCAGCCACCUGGCAGCCAUCAUGAAGAACAAGGGCAAGCUGUUUGCCUUUGAUUUGGAUGCCAAACGUUUGGCCACCAUGUCGACUCUCCUGCUCCGAGCUGGCGUCACCUGUCAGCAGCUGGCCAACCAGGACUUCUUGAAGGUGGACCCUGACAGUGCGCAGUAUAAAGAUGUUGAGUAUAUCCUGCUGGAUCCCUCCUGCAGUGGAUCAGGAAUGGUGUGCUUGCGGGACAACACCUCUGCUGACCAGGAGAAGGAUCAGGCUCGUCUGGCCUCCUUGGCCUCCUUCCAGCUGCGGUGCCUGAACCACGGUCUCAGGUUUCCCCGCCUGAAGCGCCUGGUCUACUCCACCUGCUCCGUCCACAGCCAGGAGAACGAGGAAGUCAUAACGGCCUGUCUGCAGCAGAACCCCGGCUUCAGGCUGGUUCCUCUGCUGGCCCAGUGGCCUGAGCGAGGCCUGGAACCUCUCACUCAGUGUCUGCGAGCCAGCACCACCGAGACCCGCACACACGGCUUCUUCGUGGCUCUGCUGGAGAAACACAGUGAGGCUGGGAGUAUGGAGCAGGAACAAGUGGUCCAGAUAAGCCACCCUGAGGAGACAGCACACAGUCCACCUGCCUGUGAGGAAACACCGGACUCUUCAGAGACAGAGGACAAAACCACACCUGCUGCAGACCUGAUGUGCUGCACACAGACUGACAGUACACCGGGCAAGAGGAAGAGGAAGAAGAAAAAGAAGAAGAAGAAGAAGGGGGCCACAAUGGCAGAGUAAUGAUAAGAAAUUUAAAAUAGGACUCCUACAUCAUUUUAUCUGAGAGAUCAUCAGUGAAGAUUUCUAUUAAUUUCCAGUAGAGACAUGUCAGGUUUGUGGCUGAGAAAUAAAUAUUAUU
Messenger RNA from Toxotes jaculatrix (banded archerfish), 1832 nucleotides. It is a transcript of the gene nsun5, whose product is annotated as NOP2/Sun RNA methyltransferase 5. NCBI's taxonomy places the organism in Eukaryota, Metazoa, Chordata, Actinopteri, Toxotidae. Gene Ontology annotation, molecular function: methyltransferase activity. The transcript is spliced from 4 exons. Gene Ontology annotation, cellular component: nucleolus. The record is from RefSeq and is a predicted model, not a curated record. Gene Ontology annotation, biological process: rRNA base methylation. Bases 230 to 1714 code for a protein of 494 amino acids.